GUAUAAAAUAAGGUGAGACAGAUGUAAAAUUAUUGUGAGGAAAGAGACGACAGAAGCUGGUGAACUACAAUGGUCAAAUCAGGAUCUAUUGGCGUUCUGUUGAUGGCUCUCCUUUUUGGGAGUGGAGACUUCUUAAAAAUGGAGAGAGGCCGUACAAAUGUCACUGAGCAAUGUUCUAUGCCUAAACCGUGUAAUGUGUACGGCUUCACUAAACUGGUACAAGUGGGCAGUGUCUGUGUCAAAUACUUCAACAGUCCUCUCAACUUUACUCAGGCUGAGUUCAGCUGUAGGACCAAAGCCCCUGGGGCACACCUGGUGUCAGUGCAUAAAAAAGAGCAUAAUGAUAAACUGCUCUGCAUUGUGAAAAAAUUCAACCCAAAUAACCUGCGCAUCUGGCUUGGAGCUUUUGAACUUUUUUAA
Molecule: messenger RNA, 420 nt
Organism: Carassius auratus (goldfish)
Lineage: Eukaryota; Metazoa; Chordata; Actinopteri; Cypriniformes; Cyprinidae
Product: lectin-like
Exons: 4
Coding region: 70-420 (116 amino acids)
Source: RefSeq, a predicted model, not a curated record